AUGAAAGUACAAGGUGAAGCAACGGGCAAUAUAGAAGCUGCAGAGAGUUAUCCAGAGGAUCUAGCCAAGAUCAUUGAUAGAGGUGGCUAUAUUAAACAAUAUAUUUUCAAUGUAGGUGAAACAGCUUUCUGUUGGAAGAUGUCAUCCAGGAUAUUCACAGCUAGAAAAGAGAAGACAAUGCCUGGCUUCAAGGCUUCAAAGGACAGGUUGACUCUCUUGUCAGAGUUACAAACUUUGCCUCUCCUGCCUUCCUGUCACAGAGGAGGCUAUGGAACUCAGACUCGAUUAAUUUGCUCAACAGUGAUUACUGGAUUAUCAAGCGUCCAAAUCAGAGAGAAUUUGUCGCUAGGUUUGACACAUAGAUGCUCAGGGGAACUUCUUCCUAGGGUGGCUAAGCUGGCAGUUGAAUCCAGGCUAUUUUGGGAAAAACAAGGGAAGAUCCUGCUGGAAGGUUGCAGGCUCAAGGCUGAAGUUGUGCCAAAAGUUUUCUUCUCUAGCUAUCUAUAAUACAUAAAGAAGAAGAAGUUGCUAGUCGAUGAGCUCACAGGUGUCAGCUUCCUUAAAGUGAAAUUCAAGGACAUCAAGGAUUGGUCCAACCUAGUAAUGCUGAGAAUAAUGGGGAUUUUUGCCAAACCUGACCAUAUUAACAUGACAUAUUCAAAGACUCAGCUUUAGCAUUCACUGACUCUAUUAUUGAUUUGUGACAAUCUUUGUGACCCUGGGAGCCUGGCGACAAUUCUGAAAUCUCCCACUUGGACAGGCUACAGCAAAGUGUUUCAAACUUUGAAAGGCUGUGUGGAUGCCUGGGAGCCCAAAGUGCUACAGGUGGGUAUGGGUGCACGUUUUCAGGUACCCAGUAUCAAUAAUCUGAAAGCAGAAAUAGUGCCACAUUACUUGCCCCCUGACACCCAGGUCUAUGUGGCUGACAACUAAAACCUUUAUGCUCAGGCUCAGAUGUCUAAUAAAGCCAGUGACUAUGGCUUGGUGUAUGAUUGGCGACACCUGAAGUUUCACGAGUACGAAGAAAAGUAAGGUCUAGACACUGGAGCCAGUAAAGGUUGGCUGCCUGAUACUGAAGUUCAGAGUCAUGACUUGGACUGGACAGAGGCACCAGCAGCUGUGGUGGUUGGCAGCGAGACCCACGGCAUGAGUCUGGAGUCUCUGUAGUUGGCUGAGAGCACUGGGAGCAAGAGGCUGCUGAUCCCUGUUGCCCCUGUUGUGAACGGUCUCAACCCAGCCAUGGCUGCACGCAACCUGCUUUUUGAAGGGAAGAGACAAUUGUGGGUGAGGGUGGAACAUUUAAGCAGGGACAGGAGUUACCACUGA
This is a messenger RNA of Callithrix jacchus (white-tufted-ear marmoset), 1326 nucleotides long. RefSeq names its product mitochondrial rRNA methyltransferase 3 (gene MRM3). NCBI's taxonomy places the organism in Eukaryota, Metazoa, Chordata, Mammalia, Primates, Cebidae. The record is from RefSeq and is a predicted model, not a curated record. Gene Ontology annotation, molecular function: RNA binding.